AAGUGACGCAAUACUGGUGCGACUGGGCCGGUGCCCGCCGACGGCUACUCUGUGGCGGUGCGAGAUGGCGGUUCCUGGAGCCCCCGUUACUGUCACCGUCACGUACAGUAAUGAAAAGCACAAUAUUCAGGUUGCUUCUCAACAGGAAGACAGUGAGCCUACGCUGCAAGACAUGGCUGUGCUUAUAGAACAAGUCACUGGUGUUCCAGUUUCUUUUCAGAAACUUAUAUACAAAGGGAAAUCUCUGAAAGAAUUGGAACAGCCAUUGUCAGCACUUGGUGUUAAAAAUGGUUGCAAAGUCAUGUUGAUUGGGAAAAGGAAUAGUCCAGAAGAAGAAGCUGAAUUAAAGAAGUUAAAAGAUCUGGAGAAAUCAGUGGAGCAAAUAGCUAAUAAGUUAGAGGAAAUUAAUAAAGAGUUCACAAGUAUCCAGAAGGGAUUUUUAGCAAAGGAUCUGCAAACAGAAGCUCUAAAACAGCUGGACAAGAGGAUAAAAGGAACUGCAGAGCAGUUCAUGAAGAUCCUGGAACAGGUUGAUGCCAUUAAUCUGCCAGAGAACUUCAAUGACUGCAGACUGAAAAAGAAGGGAUUGGUGAAAAGGGUACAGGCUUUUCUUGCCCAGUGUGAUACUAUUGAAGGAAAUAUUGGACAAGAAAUGGACAAGCUACAGUCAAAGAAUUUGGCACUGGCAGAAUGAGGCAGUACCCUUCAUAAUUAGGAAACAUAAUUGCUCUAUGAGCAAGAAAAAAGUUUGCUCUUUGUUUUGGAGCACAUAUUCAGCUUUUUUGUUUUUUAAAGCCCAGUCUUUUAGACUGGUAGUAGUCAAUUAUUUCUUGCUGGUUGUCUUGUUUGACACUUGGUUAGGCCUACUGUUUUGAAAAGAAAAUCCUUCCUGAAGAAUUGCAGAAAUAAUCUUUGUGGUGAAUUAUGUAUCUUAUGGACAAUUGUUUAGUUAACUAUGUAACAGAGUUUGCAAUGAUGGGCAAUAUUUUCUGAUAUGUUUUUGAAUUUAUUUACAACUUAAAUGAAAGAAGGUCUAUAACCAUACAAGUGCCAUAUGUUGCAAUUUUAGGACUUCAACUUGAUUGAAAAAACACUGAGACAAUAUCUGGGGAAGUUCAACAUUGUAGUAGACGGUUCAGAGCAAUAACAAAAACCCUACACAUUUAUAUUACUUAAUGUUUGUAUGCAUUUAUAAAUAUAAGGAAGCUUGACUAUAAGGGAGUCGUACCUAUUUUAGCCUUAAAUUGUCAUAAUAAAUGGAAUGUACUGUAACAUGUAUGGUACUGAAUUCUGAAUGGUGCUUUAAGUUGUUAAUGAGCUUGAUACAAGUGUACAUGUUUAUUUACAUGUAA
Molecule: messenger RNA, 1352 nt
Organism: Meleagris gallopavo (turkey)
Lineage: Eukaryota; Metazoa; Chordata; Aves; Galliformes; Phasianidae
Gene: BAG1
Product: BAG cochaperone 1
Biological process (GO): protein stabilization
Cellular component (GO): cytoplasm; membrane; cytosol
Molecular function (GO): adenyl-nucleotide exchange factor activity; protein-folding chaperone binding
Source: RefSeq, a predicted model, not a curated record